AUUUAAAUAAUUAAGUCCAAUCCAAUCCAUAGAUCUAUUGCAAAAAGUGUGAAUAUUAAAUUAUAAUUACACAGCCCAAGAAUAAAUGAAAACGCUAAAAGGUUUCGCGAGUGGAGAGCAUAUAAUCUGCCCGCCAAGCAACCCCUUAAAACAUUUAGUAUUCAGCUUUUUGUGCACUGAUCCAACUCGACUCGGCCUUUUUCUCUGAGUUGACUCGGCCGAGUUUUAUAGCGAGAAGGCGAUAUAGCUGGGGUUUGAUUUGGCGAUAACAAUGGACGAAGAUUCCGUCCGUGGUGGAGAUUCUCACCUCAAGACUUGUGUCGUCCUUGGCGGCCGAGGGUUCACUGGUCGAUCGCUCGUCUCCAGAUUGCUUCGUCUCGGAAACUGGACAGUCCGUGUCGCUGAUUCCGGUCACACUCUCCAUCUUGACGCAUCCGAUUCGGUCCUCGAGGAUGCUCUCUCCUCCGGCCGCGCUUCUUAUCACUCCGUCGAUGUUCGUGAUAAACCUCAGAUCGUUAAAGCUACUGAGGGUUCCUAUGUUGUAUUUUACAUGGGAGCUACUGAUUUACCUUCCCAUGAUUACUUUGACUGCUACAAGGUUAUAGUUCAAGGUACAAGAAAUGUGAUUUCUGCCUGUCGUGAGUCUGGAGUCAGAAACCUUAUCUACAACAGUUCAGCUGAUGUUGUUUUUGAUGGUUCCCAACCUAUACGUGAUGGUGAUGAAUCCUUGAGACGCCCUUUGAAGUUCCAAUCCAUGCUGACAGACUUCAAAGCUCAAGCGGAAUCUUUGAUCAAAUUUGCAAACAACCGUGAUGGUCUCUUAACUUGUGCACUUCGCUCUAGCAUUGUAUUUGGACCUGGUGACACAGAGUUUGUACCUUUCCUGGUGAAUCUAGCCAAGUCCGGAUAUGCAAAGUUUAUAAUCGGGAGUAGUGAAAACAUGUCUGAUUUCACUUACUCAGAGAACGUUUGUCAUGCACAUAUUUGCGCCGCUGAAGCAUUAGAUUCAAAUAUGGAGUUUGUGGCUGGAAAGGACUUUUUUAUCACAAACCUCAAGCCGGUUAGAUUUUGGGACUUUGUAAGCCACAUAGUUGAAGGUCUGGGAUACCCAAGACCAUCCAUCAAACUUCCUGUUCGGCUGGUUUUGUUUGUUUUCUCACUUCUUAAAUGGACACAUGAAAAGGAGGGCCUUGGGAGUAAUUAUGACACAGCUCAUCAGUAUGCUCUGUUAGCUUCAUCGACGAGAACUUUUAACUGCAAUGCAGCUAAGAAGCAUCUUGGUUACACACCUGUUGUGACACUUGAAGAUGGAAUUGCAUCAACGCUUCAAUGGUUCUCUCGGGAUCUUGAGAAGUUCGAUGACACAAUCAUUCAAUCUACUGCAGAUCAGCUUCUUGGUUGUGGGAAAGUUGCAGACCUCUUGCUGUGGAGAAAUGAGAAGAAAACCUUCCUUUCUUUCCUUUUCCUCAACUUGUUUUAUUACUGGUUCUUCUUUUCUGGAAACACAUUUACUUCAUCUGCAGCCCAACUUCUGUUUAUAUUUGCUGUUGCUCUCUAUGGAGUCGCUUUUGUACCUUCAAAGAUUUUUGGGUUUCAAGUCAAGAAAAUACCCCCAUGGAGAUUUGAGAUCUCGGAAUCCGCUGUGAGAGAUCUUAGUAGAGAUAUCGUAGUUGUAUGGAAUCAGGGAGUUCGAGGUUUUAAAUCCUUAAGCAUAGGAGGAGACUGGAUCAAGUUCUUCAAGAUUGCAGGAUCGCUAUAUCUCCUCAAACUGAUCGUAUCCCGUUCAUUGGCUGCAUUUCUUUUCACAGUGAUGUCGUUCUCAUUCACAGCUUUCUUCAUCUACGAGCAAUACGAGCUUGAGCUCUACCACCUAGCCCGGAUCUUCAUCGAAUGCUUAACAGUUCUUAAAAGGAUGGUGAUACCUGUUUCUGGUGCUUCAUCUAAACCAAUGUUCAUGUGAAGCUUCCAAAGUCUACUAAACGAACACCUACAAACCCAGAGACUAAUUGCAGUUAUUAGAUGUCUUAUGUACAAACAUUAUGCUAAUCUUCAGUGAGAGCCCUUGGGGUUAUGGAUUUUCGGUUUAUAUAUGAUUACGAUUAUUUACGAAUUUGCCACAA
Molecule: messenger RNA, 2120 nt
Organism: Arabidopsis lyrata subsp. lyrata
Lineage: Eukaryota; Viridiplantae; Streptophyta; Magnoliopsida; Brassicales; Brassicaceae
Product: 3beta-hydroxysteroid-dehydrogenase/decarboxylase
Exons: 12
Coding region: 272-1960 (562 amino acids)
Biological process (GO): steroid biosynthetic process
Molecular function (GO): 3-beta-hydroxy-Delta5-steroid dehydrogenase (NAD+) activity
Source: RefSeq, a predicted model, not a curated record